AUGCCUUUAGCACACAAACGCAAAACCUCCACAGACUGGGAGGAAGUCACCGGCGAGCCGGCAAAGCGCCGAUUUAUCGAAGCGACAGCAUCACAGGUCGAACCGCAACCGGAGGAUUCUACAGCGUCACCUGCUGCUGAAGAAGCAACAGAGGUUCCACUCGCGUCCACUGACACAACACAGCCCACCACCGCAGAUGAUGUGGAGUCAGAUGCGGCAGAAAAAGCAAGGGAGAGGCAAGAGCGCUUCAAAGCACUACAAGCUCGGCAGGCCCAGUCGCGGAAGCAGAACAUGAAGGAGUCGACAGCCGAGUCACAGCGCCUAACUACGGACCCUAACCUGCUUUCCUCCCUCCAUCGCAAGCACGCAAUAGCAUCACAUAAGCUCCUCAAGGCAGAUACGGCGGCCGCCGGCGAGGAUUUCGAGCGGAAGCGCACAUGGGACUGGACCGUCGAGGAGUCCGAGAAAUGGGAUAGGCGCAUGGAAAAGAAGAACAAGCAUAGGGAGGAUGUGGCAUUCCAGGACUACCGUCAGGACGCGCGCAAGAUCUACAAGCGGCAGCUGCGCGAGCUCAAGCCGGAUAUGGAGACAUACGAACGCGAGAAGUUGGAGGCUGUGCAGCGGUCGGCGCAGAACGGCGGGCUUGAGAUUGUCGAAACCGAAGAUGGAGAGCUCAUCGCAGUCGACAAAGAUGGCACGUUCUACUCCACGGCUGACAGCACCGAUUUCGCGAGCAACAAGCCUAGUAAGGAGGCGAUAGACCGGCUGGUCGGCGAGAUCAAGAAGGCGGAGGAGGUCAGGCUGAAGAAGAGAAGGGACAGGGGCAGAGGAGACGACGACGGUGACGUCACGUACAUCAACGACAAGAACAAGCAGUUCAAUGAGAAGCUGGCGCGGUUCUACAACAAGUACACCGCGGAUAUUAGGGAGAGCUUUGAGCGCGGUACGGCCAUAUAA
Molecule: messenger RNA, 957 nt
Organism: Coniosporium apollinis CBS 100218
Lineage: Eukaryota; Fungi; Ascomycota; Dothideomycetes
Exons: 1
Coding region: 1-957 (318 amino acids)
Cellular component (GO): Prp19 complex; catalytic step 2 spliceosome; post-mRNA release spliceosomal complex
Source: RefSeq, a predicted model, not a curated record